Messenger RNA from Aspergillus aculeatinus CBS 121060, 1159 nucleotides. RefSeq lists its product as uncharacterized. Gene Ontology annotation, biological process: protein acetylation. The transcript is spliced from 2 exons. Gene Ontology annotation, molecular function: N-acetyltransferase activity. The record is from RefSeq and is a predicted model, not a curated record. The coding region runs from base 177 to 983 and encodes 268 amino acids. NCBI's taxonomy places the organism in Eukaryota, Fungi, Ascomycota, Eurotiomycetes, Eurotiales, Aspergillaceae.
CCAAAUUGUGGAUUUUUGACUGCAUACAACCCAACCAUCAAUCCAAUCUACACGGAGGGUCUCCGCCGCUUCGACCUGCAACAGAUACCUAGGAUAAAACAAUAGAUUGGACAACAAUUGGCAAAGAUGUUACUCAACGAAAAGACCGGUAAGCAGCCGGAAAACCUUCCGCCGAUAUGUUAGCCCCAGCCAAGGCUCCUAAAACCGGGAUCUAUAUAGCCAUUUCAACCUCCAAGGUGCUGCUUGUACCGUACUCCAAGUGGCAUGUCCCCAGAUAUCAUGAAUGGAUGAAGGAUGAGGAAAUCCAAGAAGCCACUGCUUCUGAGCCCCUCUCCCUGGAGGAGGAGUACGCCAUGCAACAAAGCUGGCGCCAGGACCCGGACAAACUGACAUUCAUCGUCUGCCAACCUACGACAACAACAACGAGCUCCUCCUCUGACUUCGCUGGAGAAGGUGAGGUCACAAAACUCGACGACCACACCGCCGACGAACCCCACCACAUGGUGGGGGACAUCAACCUCUUCCUCCGCGUCGACGACGGCGAAGAAGGGGAGUCGGACCCGCAACUCGUCGGGGAGAUCGAGCUCAUGAUCGCCGAGAAGCGCAACCAGCGGCGCGGGUUCGGCAAGGCUGCGCUCUACACUUUCCUCCGGUAUAUCGUGGACCACGAGGCCGAGAUCCUGGAGGAGUUUGUGGCGGGCGAUGCCGCCGCGUUGCAGGCCCUGACGGUGUCUGGGCUGCAGCAACCACCGCGGCCGUGGAGGUUCGCCUGCCUGAGUGUGAAGAUCGGGCAGGCGAAUGAGCGGAGUUUGGCGCUGUUCGAGGGCGCGGGGUUCCGGAAGGUCUCGCCGGAGCCGAACUAUUUUGGGGAGUUUGAGUUGCGGCGGUUGCGGGAGAGUUUGGAACGCGGGCUGGUGGAUGAGAGUCUUGAUGGGGCUGGGGUUGCGGGGUAUACUGAGUUGGAGUAUACGAGGGUUCAGUAAGGGUUACUACUACCGGUCAUCUAUCAUUGGGUUUGGGCUGGUGCUUCCCUGCGGGUUUGCAGUCAUACCGCAGAUUCCGCGACGUUACAUGUACCAUCUGCACCGCUUCCUGCAGUGAGCCGGCGUCGCUAUGCCGGAGCAAACGACUAGUGAAUGACGAGUGUAUGCUGUGUCAA